Messenger RNA from Myxocyprinus asiaticus (Chinese sucker), 2242 nucleotides. RefSeq names its product muscle segment homeobox 2b (gene msx2b). Bases 224 to 949 code for a protein of 241 amino acids. The transcript is spliced from 3 exons. Gene Ontology annotation, cellular component: nucleus. NCBI's taxonomy places the organism in Eukaryota, Metazoa, Chordata, Actinopteri, Cypriniformes, Catostomidae. Gene Ontology annotation, biological process: regulation of transcription by RNA polymerase II; embryonic morphogenesis. The record is from RefSeq and is a predicted model, not a curated record. Gene Ontology annotation, molecular function: RNA polymerase II transcription regulatory region sequence-specific DNA binding; DNA-binding transcription factor activity, RNA polymerase II-specific.
UGUCCCCCUUUAGCACAGCUUGACUUUGGGGAAAUGAAGCUAUGUCACUUGAAAGAUAUAACUUUACUGAAAGAAAAAUGGCAUUCUGGCUCUGCGCUCUGAUUGGCUCUUCAAGUUCUACUGUCGCCGCGUGCCUCAAGGCAACAAAGGCUUCGUAAAUUUUGCAUGCGAGACGUCAGAGUGACUUUGAAGUUCUGGCGUCCAGAGGCGAAUCGCACGGAGGAUGUCCGCGUCCGCAAACUUGAGUGGAUCAGACGGAGAUCGGACCAUGGAGCAGCGCAAAACUCAGGUAUCCAGCCAUCCCUUUAGCGUGGAGUCGCUCAUAAAAAGCCACAAAACUAGUAAGGACUUUGAAAGAAGGCGUGAGGAGGAUUUAUCCAGUCCAUUGGCUAAGACUGAGAUCAGGGAUUCUUGUGGUUCGGCUGGAAUACCAAAGCAAUUUAUGCAGACCUCACCCGUCAAAUCGGAAUCCCCUGAACCGGAUGACUGUACAUCAUGGGUGAUGGACUCUAGAUACUCUCAAACGCGUCAGGUAAGUCCAUGUCCUCUCCGCAAGCACAAGACCAACCGUAAACCCCGCACACCGUUCACCACGUCCCAGCUCCUUGCCUUAGAGAGAAAGUUCCGGCAGAAACAGUACCUGUCCAUUGCAGAGCGAGCAGAAUUCUCCAGCUCCCUCACCCUUACAGAGACCCAGGUGAAGAUCUGGUUCCAGAACCGACGGGCCAAGGCCAAACGUUUACAAGAAGCCGAGCUGGAAAAGCUCAAACUGAGUGUCAAACCUACACUGCAUUCGAAUUUCAGUCUGCCUCUUCCUCUUGGGACCCAACUUCAUUCGGCGGUCUCGCUCUAUGGGCAGUCAUACCCCUAUCAGAGGCCUUUACUGCCUGUUGCUCCAGUAGGGCUUUAUGGAACCCCUUUAGGGUACAGCAUGUAUCACCUAGCCUGAGAUGAAAUGCUAUGAACUUGUGCUGUUGUGCUGGGGAUGUAUACAAAGGCAAUGUUUACAUACUUUAAGUAAAAAAAAAUAUAAAAAAAAAAAAAAAGCAACAAUUUUAAAUCCAGUAAAUAUUUCAUAAUGUGCCUUCAUACACAGGUCUUAAACGCCUGAAAUGAAAUUCGGGAUAUCAUACCUCACUUUCCACUGACAGAGAGAUCAAAUUUGACCCUGUGGAUGGAUAAUUCUAUUGCCAAACCUUUUUGUACAAUAUAUUUGUAUCAUACAUAAUUAUGUAAUAUAUUGUAAAACUAAUUAUUUCUUGUACAAAAUUAUUGUCUUAUUAUUUAGAUAAAUUCCACUGCAAUUGAUGCUGAUUUAAUUUCAUUCCGUAAUAAUAUGUUCUGACAAGCUUUAGAUUUAUUAUUGUAUUUUUUAUUUUUUUUUCUUAGUUUUGUCAAAUUGCUUUGCUAUUAAAGCCCCAGGUAUUUUUAUUAAAGCCCCGCUUACAUUUUUUAAAAUAAUUUAAAUGGCAAGGUGAAUGCUUUAAUAUAAGAAAACUAUUGGUAUAUUCACAUUGAGAAGAAACAAACCUUGAGUGAAAUUUUAUAUAAAAAAUGUAAAGAUUUUUUUACCCUAUACUUUUUGUUCAAAAUGUUUAACAAAGAAACAAGUUCUACAAUAUGAUAUAUGUAAUUAGUCACUUGUAACUAAAAUGUGGAACUUUUAUUUUUGUGCCACAUUUAUAUAUACUGUUUAUAUUUAUACUGUAAUUUUACUUUACUGAAAUGCCUUUGAAAGGUGCUGACAUGUACAGUUAAGAUAGUUUCUUAGAAUGGUAUUUGACUUUUUUCAUCAAAAAAUAAACACCACAGCGUUUGUUUAUUAAAUUGUUUAAAAAAAAAUAAAAAAAAAUAAAAAACUUUUUAUUAAAACAUAAUAUUUCAAAAAGCACAUCAGGAAGAUUAGUUAAGAGAAGAAGACUUUCUUUAGUAAUUCAGCUUCAAAAUUGACUAGGCUACAUAAAGAGGCCUGUUCUAUUCUAUAUUCUACAUGCUUGUACGAGGUUGGGCACAUUACAGUAGGCUACUUAUGUGGUUCCCUGGAAUUUAUUUCUGGGUAAAUAGUGCAACUAUCAUAACGUGCCAAGUUCGUCCAUAAUGAAUGUGUAGGCAGCAUUGCUGAGAAAUGUCAGAUGAGUUCAGCGGUUUCUUUUAGAGUAAAUUUGGAUAAGUUGACAACACUUAUUAAUAACUUUUAUUAAUAAAUAUCAUAUUAUGCUUUACAGAUCCAUAGUUCAUUUAC